Punctularia strigosozonata HHB-11173 SS5 is the source of this 7029-nucleotide messenger RNA. RefSeq names its product P-loop containing nucleoside triphosphate hydrolase protein. The transcript has 14 exons. Bases 1 to 7029 code for a protein of 2342 amino acids. Gene Ontology annotation, molecular function: ATP binding; ATP hydrolysis activity; helicase activity. Lineage: Eukaryota; Fungi; Basidiomycota; Agaricomycetes; Corticiales; Punctulariaceae. The record is from RefSeq and is a predicted model, not a curated record.
AUGGACAGUAGCCAAGCCUUACGUCUGGACCGCCUUUCCAAACUAUUCGAGAAUAUUCUUCGCGGUAGAGACAAGGUUGGCAAGCAAAACUAUACGACCUUUCUCGAAGCCAUGUGCACGCAACCGGAUCCGCCGACAUGCAUCAAUAAAAUUUGCAGCUCCUCCUGUGGCUUAUCCAGUCUCCAGAGCGCAAUGCGCGUCGAGCUUUCGCCCACCUUCUGUAACGGCCGCGGAGCGGAAGUCAUCCAGUAUUUGACCUGCCAGGAGCUCACCGUCAUCGGCGGCGGAGAGCUCCUGAAGCAGGUCCUGCUGGCCAUCGUCGAGCCAUCUUUCUUCUGGUCGGCCUAUGUUACAGCAUUCCGUCAAGGCAAGCUGAGCGAGAAUUCCCAGCACGCUUUCGCGUGGCUUCUCCUGCAGCUCGUCUCCCUCCCAGAUGAACAAUCCGUUCCAUACCGCGAGCUUGCCGAGGACGGCAGCCUGGUACAGGCAUUACUAGGUGCCCCCGUGCACGAUGUGCGCGUGCUUGGCGAACGUAUCAAACACGUCCUAGAGCUCUAUGCCUCCGGAACCGUGCUCGAUGAGCAAGGCCCUGGAGGUCGCCACGACAACGAUAAGGUGAACUUCCGGGAGAUAUCUAUCCUACCCACUGCAGAUGAGAUCACCUCGAGAGAGGCCCCUUUCCUUCGCACAAGCUCUGCCCUGGACCAUCCCGACGGCGAGGGCAAUCAGGUCGCGGAUUACCUCGAUAACCAAUUUCGAUUACUGAGGGAAGAUAUGUUGUAUGAGAUGAGGGAGGAGUUGGACAUCGCGAUGGGACGCAAGCGCAAGAAUCAUCGCAACUUUCCCGUAGACGGUCUACGAUUGCAGGACGUAUUUCAUGCUCCUGCCGACCCUAGCAACAUGUCGAAGCGCGACAAAUGGUCCAUAUCCCUUCAGCGGAUGUAUGGUUUCCCCCAAUUCAAGAGCAUUGCCGCGGACGGAGUUAAGAAGCGUAUAUCAUGGUUGAAGGACAACCGCUGGUUUCUCAAGCAUGGCUCGAUGGUAUGCAUUCUCAUUGAUGACGAACUCGUUGGAUUUGCGACCCUCCGUCGCGAUGAGGAUCUGCUGGCCCAGAAGCUCCCGAUCAUUGUUCUUCAGCUUGAAGGCCAGGCCACCACGGUCAAGGCGUUGAUCAGGCUGAAGUCAGCCAAGACGAUAAAACUGCUCCAAAUCGACACUGCGCUUUUCGCAUUUGAACCCAUUUUGAAGGCUUUGCAGCACACGACCACCUUCCCCCUCAAUCGCCAUUUGAUUUUCUGGGAUCAAGGCGAAUCAUCGCCUCUGCAACCGCAGAGCGGACUGGUCAAAUCUAUUCUGCGUUCCCCUGGGCAAGAUCUCGGACCUCUUCUAGGUGUUUCCAAACCCAUAGUCCUCGACAAGUCGCAGAGUUCAAGCCUGGUUAUGGGUCUCACUCAUUCCGUGUCUCUUAUUCAGGGUCCUCCAGGCACGGGCAAGUCCUUCAUAGGAGCCUUACUGGCAAAAGCCCUUCAUGAUAACUCAGAAACCAUCCUUGUCGUCUGCUACACGAAUCACGCCCUCGAUCAGUUUCUGGAGGACCUCUUGGAUAUUGGCAUUCCCGAAGCAAGCUUGGUUAGAUUGGGCAGUAAUUCGACGCCAAGGACCGAUCCUAUCUCGCUGUUCAACCUCACGAAGUCAUCUAAUUUCAGAUUUGGUCGCGGUGAUUGGACGACGAUCGACAAUCACAGGAAGCGUCUUGGCACAUACGAACAGGCGCUCAAAGGCGCUGCUGAUCGAUUCCAGCGGACGGCUGUGAGGAACGCGAACAUCUUGGAAUAUCUGGAAUUCGAGGCGCCUGAUUUCUACCGGGCUUUUUUGGUCCCUAAGGCCGCAGAUGGCAUGCGUCAAGUGACGAGGAAAGGUAAAGAGAUCCAAGACGACUUCCUCUUCUACCAAUGGUCAAAAGGAUACGAUGCUGGUCUCUUCAAGAACCAUGAUCAUGUCAAGGAGGCUACGGAUAUCUGGCAGAUGCCCCUUGAGUCUCGACUCGCAAGGAUCGCGUCGUGGAAGCAUGAGCUGCUCAAGGAGCAGGCCCUCCGUAUUCACACACACGCCACAGACUACAACUCUCACGUAGAUCGUCUUGAUCACAAGUUUGACCAGAGGAAUCGCGAAAUCAUUGCGUCCAAACGCAUCAUCGGCUGUACUACUACUGCCGCGGCCAAAUAUCGAGAAGCAAUCAAGGCAGCCGCCCCGACUGUUCUGCUUGUGGAAGAGGCGGGCGAAAUUUUGGAGAGUCAUAUCAUUACCGCACUCGGUUCCAAGACCCAAAAGCUCGUCUUGAUUGGGGAUCAUAAGCAAUUGCGUCCGAAGGUCAACAACUAUAAGCUCACUGUAGAAAAGGGCGAAGGUUACGACUUGAACCGCUCCUUGUUUGAACGACUCGUUAUCAAAGGCUUACCUCACGAGACGCUCCAGCGACAGCAUCGCAUGCGACCCGAGAUUUCUGCUUUGGUUCGACAUCUAACGUAUGCGGACCUUUCUGACGCUCCUUCCACGUUGAAACACCCCGACCUGCUCGGCGUUCAGGAUAACGUUGUGUUCAUACAUCACGAGAAACCAGAGGAUGACCUCAGAGAGGCAUCCGUGCUGGGAGGGGAAGACGAGGUGAUGGGUAGCAAGUCGAGCAAGAGGAACGCUCAUGAAGUCUCCAUGGUCCUCAAGAUCCUUCGUUACCUCGGCCAGCAAGGAUACGGAACGGACAAAGUAGUGAUACUGACACCAUAUCUCGGGCAAUUGCGAGCGCUCCAGCAGGCCCUGAAAGAAGACAACGACCCGGUCCUGAAUGAUCUGGAUUCCGCCGAUUUGGUCCGCGCGGGGCUCGUGACUGAGGCAGCGGCCAAACUCACCAGAAAGCCCAUUCGCCUCGCGACUAUCGAUAAUUACCAGGGAGAAGAAAGUGACAUCGUGAUCGUUUCGCUCACUAGGAGCAACCCCGAGCAUAACAUCGGCUUUAUGUCGUCGGGGGAGCGCGUCAAUGUCAUGCUAUCUCGUGCCAGGAAUGCUCUCAUAGUUAUCGGCAACGCGGACACCUUCCAGCACGCUCGGAAGGGUAGUGAAGUCUGGCAGAAGCUGAUUCUGAAGCUUCGAGCCGAUGGACACAUAUACAACGGCCUGCCUGUCAAAUGCGAACGUCACCCGACGCGGCGCAUCGUUCUUGCCAGCCCGGACGAUUUCGAUACUCACGCUCCUGAGGGCGGCUGUACAAGGCCUUGUGGUGCGAAGCUACGCUGUGGUCACAUUUGUGUCUCCAGAUGUCAUCAAAUAUAUGAUCAUUCCAAGAUGGCAUGCUCGCAGAUUCUGUACUCCAAAUGCUCGAAGGGGCAUGACCAACAAUGGCAAUGUCCGACCGGCACUCCGGACUCUUGCGUCAAAUGCGACAAAGACCACAAAGAUGCAGAGAUUAGGAAGAAUGAGGAGUUUGCCCGCAAGGAGAAGCGAGAGCGGGAGGAACGGGCACACGCUCGCAAGUUGCUUGAAUUGGAGAGUCGCAUGAAGGAGCAACAGGAAAAGUUGAGAGAUGCUCAACUUGCGCAGGAGCGAAACCACGCGAUAGAACGAAAGCGUCGCGAUCUAGAGGAUAUCACCAAACUCGCUCAGCAGAACACUCAUGGUCAUGGUAUCGACACGAAACUGUCUGUAGCAUCCGAGUCGCCAGUUUGUCCACCACGCAUUGAUGACCAGUCGACCGCGGCAUCUUCAUCUCAAACGAGCGUCGUAUUGGCUCCCACUCAACCCUCGACGGCGGUUCAGACUCCCGUAUCGAAUGCGUCCUCCGGAACAGCGACGGGAAAAAGGACCUCGUCCGCGGAAGAGGAAUGGCAGAGGCAAAAAACAAUAGACGGAGAGAGCAACGAAGCCAUUGAUGCCAUCAUGGAAAUGACCGGCCUGGCAGCGGUGAAGUCGCAGAUUCUUAGCAUCAAGGCAAAGGUAGAUAUCGCUAGACGCCAGGGCGUGCCGCUGAAGGACCGUUGUAACUUCGCUCUAGUCGGUAAUCCUGGAACGGGCAAGACCACCGUUGCACGCCAUUUCGCUCGAUUUCUAGCAUCUGCUCAAGUAAUCACGGGCAACCAAUUCGUCGAAGUAACAGGCUCAGGCCUCGCCAACGAAGGAGUCCCAGGAAUAAAGAAGCGCAUUGAAGGUAUCCUGGAAGCGGGUGGAGGAACUCUGUUCUGCGACGAAGCGUAUCAGUUGACCGCUCGACCGAAUGCUGCGGGCUCGCAGGUGAUGGAUUAUCUCCUUGCUGAAAUGGAGAAUCACCUUGGCAAGAUCUCGUUCAUCUUCGCCGGAUACAACAAAGAAAUGGAAACUUUUUUCGACCAUAACCCAGGUCUCACUAGUCGUGUACCUUACAAGCUGCGGUUUGAGGACUACAGCAACGAGGAGCUCAUGGACAUGAUGGUAAAGAAGAUCGACAAGGAUUUCUCCGGGCGUAUGAAGGUGGAAGGGGACCACGGCAUCCGGGGACUUUACGGGCGCAUUGCAAUCCGUCGUUUGGGCAGGGGGAGAGGGCACGAUGGCUUCGGUAACGCUCGCGCCCUUGAAAACUUACUCUCAGCGAUACGCGAGCGCCAAGCACGUAGGGUGCAAGAAGGACGUCGCGCUGGACGUCGCGCCGACGAUUUACUGCUGGUCAAAGAAGAUCUUAUAGGACCAGAUCCGUCCACGGUCAUGUCUGAGAGCGCUGAGUUGAAGAAGCUCGACUCCAUGAUCGGCCUGAGUGCGGUCAAGAAAUCGGUGCAGAACCUCUUCAGCAUGGUGAAGACGAAUUACGAACGCGAAUUGGACGAGAAAGCGCCGAUACAACUUAGCCUCAAUCGAUGUUUCGUAGGUCCUCCAGGAACUGGUAAAACGACGGUGAGCAAGUUAUAUGGCGCUAUUCUCGCAAAUCUCGGUAUGAUAAGCAACGGCGAAGUUGUCGUGAAAAAUCCCGCGGAUUUCAUUGGCAGUGCUCUAGGGCAGUCCGAAAGCCAGACCAAAGCGAUUCUUGCAAACACUGUGGGGAAGGUUCUCGUCAUCGACGAAGCAUAUAUGCUUUACGGCGGUUCGAACGGGGGUGUCAGCGACCCCUACAAAACAGCUGUUAUCGACACCAUAGUCGCUGAGGUACAAAGUGUCCCCGGGGAAGAUCGUUGUGUAUUGCUGCUGGGUUACAAGGAUCAGAUGGAGGAGAUGUUCCAGAAUGUUAAUCCAGGCCUGUCAAGACGUUUUGCAAUCGAAGAUGCCUUCGUGUUUGAAGAUUAUACCGAUGCCGAGCUCCGGAAAGCGCUGGAUUGGAAACUGAAGGAUCAAGACCUUCUGGCAACGGACGCUGCAAAGGACGUCGCUACUGACGUCCUAAGUCGCGCUCGUAAUCGCCCCAAUUUUGGAAACAUUGGCGAGGUCGAGAACCUUCUUACGGCUGCUAAAGUUCGUUAUCAAGAACGCCAGGCGGCGAUGGCUGUCGGACAUCGGCGUGGCAUCAACGUUCCCUUAGAGCCCCAGGAUUUCGACCCCGAUUACCAGCGUGCCGAGCAUGCUGCCACACAUCUUGCCAAGCUAUUUGAAGACGUGGUGGGCUGCGAUGCUAUCGUUGCACAGCUCAGCAAAUACCAGCAGAUUGCUCGGAAUGCGAAAUCGAGGGGCCGGGAACCACGGGACCUCGUGCCAACGAACUUCGUCUUCAAAGGGCCUCCAGGUACAGGAAAGACAACAACAGCGAGAAAGAUAUCACAAGUCUACUUUGAUAUGGGGUUUCUAUCGUCAACGGAGGUCAUCGAAUCCUCGGCCAGCGAUUUGGUCGGUCAAUAUGUCGGGCAGACAGGCCCAAAGACGAAGAAACUACUCGAGAAGGCGCUGGGUCGCGUGUUGUUCAUCGACGAAGCUUAUCGUCUAAGCGAGGGCCAUUUCGCCAAGGAGGCCGUGGAUGAACUCGUCGGCCUUCUGACGCAGGACGCGUACCGUGGAAGACUGAUCGUUGUGCUGGCGGGUUACGACAACGAGAUGAACGAGUUGCUCGCCGUCAAUCCCGGCCUCUCAAGUCGCUUCCCGCACGAAAUCCAGUUCUACAAUUUGAACCCUGCUCAAUGCCUUGAGAUCCUUCGCAAGGAACUGGCAAAAAACCUAAUUAGCGUCGAUGCUUUGGACGACGUUACUAUACCCGAGUACGGCACGAUGGAGGUCCUCCUAGCGGAUUUAUCAGCAUUGCCGUCUUGGGGCAAUGCUCGAGACGUCAAGACGCUGUCGAGAGAUCUUGUCGGACUGGCAUUCGAAACUUGCGAAGAUGCCUCUGCGCACGACGGUCGUAUCUUGCUAUCAUCUCUACACGUCAUUGACCGCAUCAAGGCGAUGCUCGAUACCCAGCGAAGGCGGCAUAUUCCUGCACAUUCUGCAAGGACGGACACAGGGUUGCUGGAACAGAUUCUGGCGCCAGACCGACCCACCGCUAGGCGAACCUCGACUCGAACAGUUCAGUCGACUUGCAAUGCUCCCCCGCCACCGUCUCAAGAACUUCAAGGGAAACCCGAUGGUCCUCGCGAUCCCGGCGUCAGCGAUGCGGUCUGGGCGCAGCUGCAGGCGGACAAAGCAGCGGAGGAGGAGACUCGCGCCCGCGCUCUGAGAGAGUUGGACAUGCUGGAACAAGAAUGUGAAAGACGUCAACAACGCGAGGAAGAGUCCAGACGGGAGCUGGAAGAGCUUGAGCAAAGCCCAUCUGCAGACGAUCUCGAGGAUUCUGAGCGGAAACGUCGACAUGAAGCAGCCAGACUUCGAGAGCUCGAAGCGAAGACGGCGCGAGCAAGAAUCGCGAAGGAGCUCGAAGAGAAACGGAAAGAAGAAGAGCGCCAACGAAAGGAGGAGGCGAAGGUCCAGGCGAAGUUGAGAGAAAUGGGCGUCUGCGUCGCUGGGUUCCGCUGGAUCAAGCAGCAGGCGGGAUAUAGGUGUGCUGGAGGGGCUCACUUCAUCGAUAACGCAUCGUUGGGCCUUUCAGGUUGA